AAAGAACCCCAGCAAUGGAACCAACAAUUAAGUCAACCAAAAACAAUAAUUCCCCCUCCCAGAUUCCCCCCUCACUCAGUUUCAAGCCAGAAAGGGAACUCAACUCUGGCCUGAGCCCACAAGACCGGCAGGACUUAUCUGCCCUGUGAAAGGAGCAUCGUAUUAUCAAUGCUUAUUGUGCAGCAGUUAUUAAGGAAAUGGUUAAGAACAUGCAGAAGAAUGUUAGUGAAAUUUAUAAGACCCUUAAGAAAGUCCACAUUAAUGUUGCCACUUCGGAGCUUUUGGAGUUAAGGCCACCAUGUGUCAAAGAAAGUGGAGACAAGUACUUUGGACACUGGAGUAAACUCUCUGAUCGAGAAGAAGGACAAGGAAUCACCAUAACUACAGAAGGUACUGUUUAUCAAGGAUUCUGGAAGAAUGGGUUUCCAGAUGGCCAAGGGACUUUUAUUUAUACUGAUGGUGUUAUUUACCAAGGAGACGUCAAGAAAGGCCUUAGACAAGGCAAAGGAGUCAUGGUCUACCCAGAUGGCGACAGGUACGAAGGCAACUGGGAAGACAACAAAAGGAACGGAUAUGGAAUCACGACUUGUGCAACAGGAGACAGAUAUGAAGGAGAGUAUGUAAACAACACCAAGGAAGGAACUGGAACACUAUCUCGGAAAGAUGGGAGGUAUUAUCAUGGCGAAUGGAAACAAGGUAAAUAUAGUGGGUACGGAUGAACUUUGAAAAAGAAAGGAAAUGAGUACUUUGGAUGCUUCGAGAAAGAAAAGUUUACUGGUCUAGGAACUUUUAUUAAGCCUGAUGGCAGUAUGUUUGAGGGAGAGUGGAAAAACGGAAAGCCAAAGCAUGGAAGAUACACAGACUCUUUAGGACGGGAAUAUAAUUUCACAGAUUGCCACAAAAGCAGAGCUGUUAUAAGAAAUUUAUUGAAAUAG
This is a messenger RNA of Moneuplotes crassus, 935 nucleotides long. NCBI's taxonomy places the organism in Eukaryota, Ciliophora, Spirotrichea, Euplotida, Euplotidae. The record is from the annotation of a GenBank genome assembly.